This is a messenger RNA of Chiloscyllium plagiosum (whitespotted bambooshark), 4316 nucleotides long. RefSeq names its product sirtuin 1 (gene sirt1). Gene Ontology annotation, biological process: negative regulation of DNA-templated transcription. Gene Ontology annotation, cellular component: nucleoplasm; rDNA heterochromatin; nuclear inner membrane. The record is from RefSeq and is a predicted model, not a curated record. Lineage: Eukaryota; Metazoa; Chordata; Chondrichthyes; Orectolobiformes; Hemiscylliidae. Gene Ontology annotation, molecular function: histone deacetylase activity, NAD-dependent; transcription corepressor activity; NAD+ binding.
UUUGUUCUUUAAAUUUCAGCCAGCUUAUCUGGAGGAUAUGAGGUAAAUGCUGCUUCCGAGGAAAUUGUUCCAAAUGGGGUUCGUUCUUGGGAAAGUGAUGACGAUGACAAAACAUCCCAUGCAAGCUCAAGUGACUGGACUCCACGUACCCGGAUAGGUACAGGUCCUUACAGUUUUGUCCAGCAGCAUCUCAUGCUGGGUACCGAUCCACGUUCCAUCCUGAAGGAUCUGUUGCGAGGGAGCAGUCCUCCACCUGAUCUCGAUGACAUGACACUGUGGCAGAUUGUUCUGAACAUUUUGUCAGAGCCACCAAAACGGAAGAAGCGCAAAGAUAUUAACACCCUCGAGGAUGUGGUGAGGAUCUUGAAAGAGAGCAAAAAAAUCAUGGUCCUUACUGGAGCUGGGGUCUCUGUUUCAUGUGGAAUACCAGACUUCAGAUCAAGAGAUGGCAUCUACGCCAGAUUAGCAAUAGAUUUCCCAGACCUUCCAGAUCCUCAUGCCAUGUUUGAUAUUGAAUAUUUUAGAAAAGACCCCCGGCCAUUUUUUAAGUUUGCAAAGGAGAUUUAUCCUGGCCAGUUCCAGCCAUCUCUUUGCCACAAAUUUAUAGCUUUGCUGGAUAAGCAAGAAAAGCUGCUGCGGAAUUACACCCAGAACAUCGACACCCUGGAACAGGUUGCUGGCAUUGGCAGGAUUGUCGAGUGUCAUGGCUCAUUUGCGAUGGCUUCUUGUUUGAUGUGCAAAUAUAAAGUUGAUUGCGAAGCAAUCAGGAAAGAUGUUUUCAACCAGGUAGUGCCCCAGUGCCCAAAAUGUCCACCUGAUGUUCCUCUUGCAAUUAUGAAGCCAGAUAUAGUAUUCUUUGGAGAAAAUCUACCAGAGCAAUUCCACAGAAGUAUGAAAUAUGACAAAGACGAGGUUGAUCUCCUAAUUGUGAUCGGAUCUUCCUUAAAAGUGCGGCCAGUGGCCCUCAUACCAAGCUCUGUACCACACCAUGUGCCUCAGAUACUCAUUAAUAGGGAGCCCUUGAAUCACCUGAACUUUGAUGUGGAACUGUUGGGCGACUGUGAUGUUGUCAUUAAUGAGCUAUUUCAUCGUUUGGGUGGAGAGUUUGAAGAACUUUGCAGCAAUCCCAUAAAGCUGACAGAAAUCACUGAAAAGCCCCCACGAUUGCAAAAAGAGUCAAAAUGUCCCUCGUUUGAUCUUCCACCCACGCCUCCCAUUUUAACAGAAGAUUCUAGUUCAUGUGAACAAGAAAUAGAGUCUCACAGAUUGACCGCAAGAAAAGUUUCUAUCACUAAAAGUUGUGAACCUGUUGGAGAAUCUACUACAAGUUGUGCAGAUGAAAAUCCAGAGCAAUCUGAGGUAGAAAAAGAUCUUCAUGAGAAGGAACUGGAGAGCAAGAGUUCUGUGGAGGAAAGUUUUGGAAAUUGCACUGACGAACCUGUUGAGGAUAAUUGUCCAAACCCAGGGCAUCAUGUUCCAAGUAAUAUAAAGCAUACUAAAGAAGUCUUCAAAAGAGAAUGGAGCAAUAAAUAUCCAAAAGAACAAAUCAGCAAAAGAUUAGGUGAUUCCCAGUAUCUGUUCUUGGCGCCCAGUCGGUACAUCUUCCAUGGUGCUGAAGUCUACUCAGAUUCUGAGGGAGAUGACGGCUCAUCUUCUGCCAACAGUGUUAGCAACAAUGAAUCCUGCAGCAGCCAAAGUGUUGGUGAUGGGGAGGAGGAGAGCGAGAUUGAAGAAUUUCCUCAUGGAAUAGAGGAGGAAGGAGUUGGUGCUCAUUAUGGAGCUUUGGGGAUGUACUUUGAGACUGGGCAUCUCGCAGGUGGCAAUGUGUUGAGUGAGUCUGUUGAAAACCCCAUGCAAAGUGAAUGUGAAGAUGGUAAUCUGUUGGAAUAAAAGACAUAAUUGCAUGAUAUUGUUUUGUUAAGCUAUAUACCAGCAUUAAGCCACUUUUAGGAAACUUCUUACAGCCAGUGUGCUUUCCUGGAUGUACAGUGGCUGUAUUGAUCAUGCAGAACUUCAGUCUGAAACUUCUUGUUCAGCCUAUUACACACUGAAACACUAGGCCACCUUUACUAACUCCUUUUCACUGAACAUGGUACAUUUACCAAAUACAAAUUUUGCAUUUUUGGACAAUUGUUUAACAUGAGUUCAUUUGUAUUGCCUUUAUGUUGAGCAUUUAUUUUUACUGGGAUGGAUUCUCUUCCCUGCCAAAAUGUUUCACUUUGUUUUAGUUUUUUUUUGUUUUGACUUAAAUGCUUUGAGUUGUACAGCUAUUUAAUAGAGUUCCUCAGAAGUUAAAAUGAAUCUUCUGUAUAUAUUUUUGUGGAUGCUUGUUCAAAAGCCAUUUACUUGCUGAAAAGGAUACAAAGGGAGCAAAGAGAAUAAUAAGACCAAAGAACAGUGGGUGAUCUCGACUACAGCUGCGACAGAGGUUGAAGAAGUUGUGUUGCAGAAAUUAUUUUUGGGUGGUGGGCAGUUUGUUGAAGCGUAUUGCAGAUUUUAUUUCCAGUUUGUAUCUUCUCUCAUGAAGAUCAUAAUGUUUUCUAUGAGAUGAGCUGGCAGCUAAUUUAUAUACCAAGUUACUUGUUGUUUUCAUUGAGCUUAAGCUGUAUAUUAGAAACCAGGUAAGUACCUUUGAGGCGUACUUGAGUGGAUUCAAGAUAACUUUUACAAGAUGUAGCACUUGUAGUUACAUGCUGCCUUAUAGAGAUUAGUAGAGUUUACUCCUGUACCGGUUCUGCUCAGGCCUGGUUUCGGGUUUGGUAUGUAGCAGGUUCAUGUUGUUCCUUGCAUUUUCUUCCUGUGGAAAUGAGAUGUAAAGUGUAAUUUUUUUAAAAACUGAAAUAUUUGAACACCAUUGCAGAAUUGAAGAAGGAACACAAUACUGAGCUCUAAUUUCUGCUGAUGUGCCAACGUUCCACUUCCUUGUUGUGUUGGAAAUUACUUUCUUCAAGUAUUUUGACUGUUAAUUACGUGAAAUAAGCUUAGCAUUUAAUAAAACCUUAUUGUCUGCCAGGUAAAAAUUAUGCAACUUAUUAACAGCUUUAUUCCAGAGGCCCUUUAUAAAGUGUUGGUCCAGCAACAAUGAGACUUAAAUUCUGUAAUUUGCAGAACAAAUAGUGUAACUAGUCUUCUGAUGUCUUGAAGAAAUCUUUGGAUGUUAAAGUGGGCGCAGCAUAUUUUGCUUAGAACAUAUAAGCUGAGGAUGUCUGAACUCUGUAAAGGGUCUUAUUAUGCGUAUGUACUUGUUUGGUGAAACAACUAAAGAAUUGAUUAGUUUUGCAUGGUACAAGAGUUAAACAUGAGCAGUUCAACAUGUCAACACAAAUUUCUCUCUCCUCACCCCCAUCCGUACCUGGGACACUGUCAUUUCACCACAUUUGCAAUUAUUUUUCUCAAUUCUUUUUAAUAUUCCAUAAAGUCACACUUUUAUUCUGUACCUUCCUUUCUGCAGAUAAUGUUCACUAUUGCUCACGUGCAGAACUCUUCUUAGUUUUCACUGGGUGAAGGGACAUGAGUCAGCUGAUAGAUGGUGAUUAAAAAGAGAAGCAUUGAUUAUAAUCUUCAAGCAAUGUCAAAAUAGUUUGGUGAAAUGUGACCACACUGUUUUCAGUGAUGCUGACCUUGGCUUUGACAGUAAUUCCAGCACUCUGGAAGUUUUAAUCCUGUGGUUACAUUCUUUUUGUUCUGCAGCUGAGAAACAAUAUAGGCCAGAUUGUCCAUAUCCAAUCUGAUUUACCCUGGAAUAGUGAAAUGGGAGUCAAAUUCAUUCACGGGACAUACUUUAAAAAUUCUUACGUUCAUUCCCUGCUCUGACAGCACCAUAAGUAUCUUACCAAUAUCAUUGAAGAAAUUUUGUGACAUGAUCUAAUUUAUGAUCAACAAAUUUUAAGGUAUUGAAUAUAGGCUAUAUUUGCUCUGUUACUUUGCAGGAUGGUGUUCAAAUUAUUUCUCUUUUUGUACAUACUGAAUAAUUAAUGUAUUCAAACUACUUUUAUAAGGAGCAGUUAUUAAAGGUAACAUGUUUUCAGAUACAAAAACAAUUUCAUACUUAAAAGUUUUGGGUCUUGAAUUUUUUAAUGCAUUUAAAAUCCUCCAAUUUGAAUUUACAAGCUUUUACAAGAGAAAUGCUUUUUGAAAUUGACAACCGGACUGUUGGAAUACUGUGACUAAUGGAAAUGUUCUGCCAGUUUAAGCUGAAUUUAAAGUUUUAAAAGCUUGUUCCUCUUCCAUAUACCACAGUCUCUGUUCUCUGUGCUUCUCUUUUAAAGAUGUAUUUGGAUGGAUAAUAUAUUGCAAUAAAUCUCCUUCAUAAAUUA